Molecule: messenger RNA, 693 nt
Organism: Alosa sapidissima (American shad)
Lineage: Eukaryota; Metazoa; Chordata; Actinopteri; Clupeiformes; Clupeidae
Product: olfactory receptor 10K1-like
Exons: 2
Coding region: 1-693 (230 amino acids)
Biological process (GO): G protein-coupled receptor signaling pathway
Cellular component (GO): membrane
Molecular function (GO): olfactory receptor activity
Source: RefSeq, a predicted model, not a curated record
AUGAAUGGAUCUUCUUAUAGAGAAACUUUGAUUUUGACCCCCUACGAGGAGAUGGCUUCAGUGAAAAAUCUUUACUUUAUAGUUGUUUUCUUAAUUUACCUUGCCUCGAUAAUGGCCAAUAUUUCCAUUAUGUGUCUGAUUUACUUCGACACUGCUUUGCAUAAGCCAAUGUACAUGUUUCUAUUUAGUCUACUUUUAAAUGGUUUGAUUGGAAGUACAGCUGUUUGGCCUAAGGUUAUGGUGAUUCUUUUAACUGGUGAUAACACUAACUCUGUUGAGGGAUGUCUCAUUCAAGCAUUUUUCAUGAUAACGCGAGUGAGCGAUCUAUAUGGCAUAUGUGUGUUUGUUUGCUUCGGAGUUGUCCCUAUACUCCUUAUUUUUCUUUCAUAUCUUAAAAUCAUACUGUUAAGUUUAAAGAUCUCGAGAAAUUCAAGAAAGAAAGCAUUUGAAACUUGCACUCCCCAUUUGAUUAUCUUUAUCAAUUUUUCAUUCGUCUCAAUCUUCUUUGUCAUUUAUGUUCGUUUCUAUCCAAAUUUCCAACACUUGUUUCUAUCCGUAUCUUACAACCUUUUCCCUCCACUGUUGCACCCACUUGUAUAUGGCAUAAGAAAUAAGGAGACAAGACAGAGCUUCUCCAAAAUCAGGAGGAAGGUCAUUUUCGCCCUUGGAUGUCAGACCACUUCCAAUUUGUAA